Molecule: messenger RNA, 22295 nt
Organism: Malaya genurostris
Lineage: Eukaryota; Metazoa; Arthropoda; Insecta; Diptera; Culicidae
Product: toll-like receptor 6
Exons: 1
Coding region: 294-4217 (1307 amino acids)
Biological process (GO): signal transduction
Molecular function (GO): protein binding
Source: RefSeq, a predicted model, not a curated record
UCAAUCUGGCUUCGGCACAAGAAAGUGGGGUUUUGAUAUUUUGCUUGACGCUAGUGCUUCUACGGCUUUGUGUUCCUGUCGGUGCGGCUCGAAACAACUUCCUUCGGCACGAUGAUGCUUUACCGAAGGGAUGCACUUGGACCGGUGCGGUACUGGAAGUUUCGCAGGAGAAAAGGUCCGAUGAGUUGCAAUGCAAAAUUAAAACCAUAACCAAGACCGAAAGUCUGCUGACUAAUAUAAGUAGUUAUCAAAUUGAUAGGAUUAAAUCACUGAAACUAGAAUGUAACGACAUAAUGUUCUUUGAAAGUUCCUUAGAAUCGACAACAACACCCGGAAACUUUUUGGGUAACCUAAACGGUUUGCUGAGGCUGUCGAUUGAUUAUUGCAAAAUUAAAUACAUCCCAGCAAUGGCAUUUUCUAACAUGAAAGUACUGAAGAGUCUUACCCUAAGUACGCACAACGUGGAUUGGUCUGUGAUGAACCUAGAACUGCACCCGGAGAGUUUCCGAGGACUAACCGAGCUUAAAGAGAUCCACUUGGCGGAUAAUAAUAUCUGGAGUCUGCCGAAUGAAGUGUUUUGUCCACUGUACACCUUGAAAGUACUCAAUUUGACGGGGAACAGGCUCAGCGAUAUUUCCCAGCUGGGUCUGUCUGACUGGGGCAAAGGACCCAUUGCGCCAGGAAAAGCAUGCAAUACUGGUCUAGAAGUGCUUGAUCUUUCCGGCAACGAUAUUACGUUGAUGGCUGAUAAUGGCCUGUCAGCACUGCGGUCUUUGAACGCACUACAUUUGCAGGACAACUUGCUGAAAGAAAUAGCUGACCGAGCGUUUGUAGGCCUUGGGACGUUGGAGAUUUUAAAUCUUUCCAACAAUAAACUGACCGCACUCACUCCGGAAUUAUUCCUAUCGUCUAGAAAAAUCCGACAAGUGCAUCUGCAAAAUAAUUCUCUCUCAGUGCUAGCACCGGGCGUAUUCGAAGGCUUAGACCGACUGGAAACGUUAGACCUUUCCCGGAAUCAACUCACCUCGACGUGGAUAAAGAGAGACACGUUUGCCGGCCAAGUGCGCCUAGUGGUACUCAAUCUGGGUCACAAUCACCUAUCCAAAGUAGACCAGCACGUGUUUAAGGGUCUGUAUAGCUUGCAAAUACUGAACUUGGAACAUAACGCCAUAGAGCUCAUAGCGGAUGGUGCAUUCAGUGAUUUGAAAAAUUUGCAUGCCCUUUUUCUGUCGCACAACCGGUUGCGUCAGAUUGAGCCGUACCAUUUCAGUGAGCUUUAUGUCCUCAACCAGCUCAUACUGGAAUCGAAUCAGAUAGCGUACAUUCACGAACGUGCCUUCGAAAAUCUGACCCACCUGCACGAUCUCAGUCUGAACGAUAACCGGCUCGAGGAAAUACCUUCCGGGAUGAAAAGUUUAAAAUUUUUGCAAUCAUUGGAUCUCGGAAAAAAUCAGAUAACGGAAAUAAAUAAUUCCUCCUUCGAGGGUUUGGAGGAACUGAUGGGACUGCGGCUGGUGGAUAAUCAAAUAACGGAGAUUUCGAGGGAUACGUUCUUCGCAUUGUCCACAAUUCACGUGUUGAAUCUCGCCAGCAAUCGGAUACGGCACGUGGACCAGUCGGCGUUCAGCUCUAAUCCCACACUGCGGGCUAUUCGGCUCGACAACAACGAACUGGAGGACGUUGCCGGAGUUUUCACAUCGCUUACAUCGCUGGUAUAUUUGAAUAUUUCCGACAACAACAUUGGCUGGUUCGAUUAUUCACACUACCCACAGUCCCUGGAGUGGUUGGAUAUACACAAGAACAAUAUCUCGGAGCUGGGAAACCGAUAUGAUGUGGGAAAUUGGUUCCAGCUGAAAAUGUUGGACGUCUCGCAUAAUCGCAUAAAACACAUCAACUCGAGUUCGUUCCCAAAAAACAUUGAAACCCUUCUGCUGAACAACAAUUUGAUCGAAGAAAUUACCCCCGAGACAUUCGCCAACAAGGAGAACCUGGUGAAGGUGGUACUGUACGGUAAUCACUUGCGUCGGCUGGAAAUGUCCUCGUUGGCACUGACGCUCGUUCCGGACACACGGACAAUGCCGGAGUUUUAUAUUGGCGAUAAUUUAGUACACUGCGAUUGCAGCAUGGAAUGGUUACAACGUAUCAACGAGUUGAGUUAUCUUCGACAGUACCCGCAGGUGAAAGAUUUGGACUCGGUUAUGUGCACGAUGGAACACGAAAGGGGAGAGCUGGUGCGGCCACUGAUGGAAAUGAAGGCCAGUGAGUUUCUAUGCAAAUAUGAGAGCCAUUGUUUUGCUACGUGCCAUUGCUGUGAUUUCGACGCCUGUGAUUGCAAGAUGACAUGCCCGGAUCGGUGCAGUUGCUACCAUGACACGGCCUGGGAAUCGAACAUUGUAGAUUGUGGCAGUGCUGGCCUGACAUCGGUACCGGCGAAAAUCCCUAUGGAUGCUACAGACAUUUAUCUUGAUGGCAAUAACUUUGGCCAACUGGAAAGCCAUGUUUUCAUUGGAAAGAAGAAGCUCAAGUCGCUUUACUUAAACAACAGCCACGUCGGUGCGGUGAAUAAUAAGACCUUUGGAGGGAUCCCGGCACUUGCUGUGCUUCAUCUGGAAAACAAUGGGCUGGAGCAAAUUAGUGGUGCCGAGUUCGAACAGUUGCGGGAAUUGAAGGAGCUCUAUCUGGACCAUAACGCCAUCAGUUCCAUCGGUAACAAAUCGUUCUAUUAUCAGAAAUCGUUGGAAGUGCUCACGAUUAGUGACAAUAAACUCGGUGAAUUCAAGCCCUGGGAAUUGAUGCCACUGGGCGGCACGUUCCGGCUAAUCUCGUUAAGUGGCAAUAAACUGAGCUGUGCUUGUGACUCGUUGGGAAAACUAGUGGAGUGGGCCGAGCGGCAGUUUAACGAUACGAAUGAGCUAAGUGAAUUUCAGUGUUCGAAUAAUAAAUUAGUAAAGGACGCGGCAAAGGAAUGCGAGAGCCAUAAGAGUGCCCCGAUUGCGACACCGACCGUGCAAAGGACGAUUAUUGAUAAUGAUUUUAUAGACUACUUGCCACUGUUGAUUGCCGUGCUAGCCGGACUAGUGCUGACGAUUCUGAUAGUGACGCUAGUGUUCAUUUUUCGGAACGACGUUUGCUUGUGGGCACACUCCCGGUACGGGGUGAGAAUUUGUAAGGAUCCGCUCAGUGCAAUGGAACGGUGUGAGGAUAAUGAGAAACUGUACGACGGCUAUCUUAUCUACAGCGCCGCCGAUGCCGAUGUGGUAACUAGUCAGAUAGCACAAGAGCUGGAACAUAAUGGUCAUGCCCUUUGUUUACAUUAUCGUGACAUUCAUUCUGCCGCAUUUUUGGCCGAUUCGCUGCAAGGUGCGGCGGAUGCUUCUCGUAAACUGAUUCUGUUUGUUAGUGUUAAAUUUAUGCAACUGGAGUGGUCUCAGCCAGAGUUCCGAGCCGGAUUGCAAGCGGUUCUGGAACUGAUUCGGCCAUCUCGGCGGAAACAGAAGCUUAUCCUGAUCACAUCGGUGCCUCAGUCGAUGCUCUCGUUGGAUCCCAUUAUGGACAUUCUCACACGAACCUGCACCGUGAUUGCGUGGGACGACCGUCGUUUCUGGGACAAACUUCGUUUUGCCAUGCCGGACAUAGGCAAAAAUUCUUCUGUGAAUAAGGCACCUCAUCGCAAAGCCAUCAAUAUCCGGUACACACCGGCACCAACGAAUCCCUCAGCACCGAUUCCGACGUGGCCGAAGAGGCUUAAUUCGGAGGUAUGCGUUCAAUACCCUCCUCAGCCGCCACGUUCUCCAAACCAGAGUACUUACAACACAGAGGAUGAACAUUCAACUGCUUCGUCGCCGCAGUACGAGGCACCGUCGCUUCAUCACGCAGGAGGUCACGCAAUGACCACUCCAUUUCACCAUCACCAUCACCACCACCAUCCGGCAAUGCCUCACCUGACGGGACCACUGCCGUCACAUCACAUUCCACUGCAGUCCACGCAGCCGAACCAAUCGGCACACCUGCAAACCUAUCCCCAUCCCAUGCAUCAUCAUGGGGGUGGCACAGGAGGUGGCAGUACUACAGGAGCUCCCGUAGGGUACUACCGCACCAGUAAGUCCAACAAUACCAACACAUUGGGCCACGUGUACUCUACCAUCCCGGAGUCCCAGUAUAAUACGCACCACUCCAACUCCAAUCGUAGCGACAGUAAUCGACCGUACUUUGUGUAAUAUUUAAUCUACAUUUAGCUCAUUUCGAAAUUUACUUUUUCGCUCUCUGUCUCACUCAUUCGUACUCGCUUCAAUAGAAAUCACUAUAAACGUGGAAAAUGUGUAUAAAAAUUGUUCACUACUAGUAGGUUAGGUCAAACAAAACAGAACGAAACAAGAAAGACUUAUUUGGUUAGGAACCUACUUCCUCUCGAGCUGCCUCUCUUUCUAUUUGACGAAUUCAUUUGCCAAUUUUGAAGUAACUAUUUCUUCAUCUGCUCGUACUGAAGCAAAACAAAAAUUAAGUAUAGUUAACCGGCGGCUCAAGUCACCACUAAAUAAUGCAGAUUCUCAACAUAAUCGGACUGUUUGUUGAUUUGUUUUAAUUGAAAGUGACUGACCGGCUAGUUGGCUUUCUAUCAACAGCACAGAACAUCGAAAAGAUGCAGGAUGGAGCACGCUUCAAUUACGCCCAAUGCAAAAGGGUCGCGCUCCGAACAAAGGCCCCCAUUAUGCUGAGACGGCUGCCACUGCUUAAGGCGGCUAAAGUUAUUUACUUAUCAGCUCCAGCAGCAAACAUCAACAGUCCAUUGCGUGUAGCGCGGAAAGCACUUACGAUUGAUUGGGCGGCACUUCUAUUUUUAGUUGUUGUUUUGUUUCUGGAGCUGAACAUUGAUGGGCUGCCAACAUUGAGAACGUAAACAAUGCUCUAUGUAGGACAAUAAUUUUUGACAGGUUGCAAUGAACUGUCAUGUUCGGUAGGAAACCAACUGAUUACAGUUGGUGAUAACAUGGACAUUUUGAUGUCCGAGCUGGUGAGACCUUGGACUCGAAUGCGAGUUGAUAGCCGAUAUGAUAAGAAACGCGAUGUCUUGAGAGCUGUUAUGACACUAUGGUUUAAGAAACGUACUGCGACAAAUUACUGAUACAUGAUGAAUUGGUUAUUGUUUAGUAGACAGUUAUGUUUGUUUGAAGGUGAGGUUCAAUUAGCUGCGUAAGGCGAGGUUUGGCAAGUGCGAUAAGCUCUAAUUGAGUGCAAAGAAAUCAUCAUCGACUGAAUACUGUAACUCGGCAAAACUAUACUCGUCUGAAGUUGCGUUAAUUGAAUUUUUUGAAGCCGUUCUUAGUUUAAUCAAUCAACUACAGAAUCAUACCACAGAAAAACAAAUUAGGAUUGCAUUAUUAUUAGGUAACCCAAAAUAGUGUUGAACACAAAACGCAGCGUACUGUAAAUUAAAUUCGUGUGUUAAUUUAUCUAUCAAUGGAAUUUUUUUUUAAAUCAAUACUAUCGAUGCAGGGUCUUUCCAACUGUCCUGAAAAAAGAAUUUUUUUGUUUAUGAGCCAAUGCGACUUGUGGUUUGGGAACAGAUAAUAGUCCAAGGGAGCCAAAUUUGGUGAUUAAGGUGGAUGGAGAAGAUGAAGAAGUCUUGAAUUUAGACAAGGUUGCGAUGCCGACGAAUUGUCUUGUAAUAAACACUUUUUGUUCAUUUCAUGUCAGGUCAUUACGCAGUGAUUUCGGCUUCCAAUCGCUCCAAUAACUCGCAGUUAAACUAGCUCUCGAUGUUUUCUUUUCUUUUGUGAGGAAGUGUUUAUCUGUUACUGACAACGUACUAACGACAAUUCCAAUGCGAAUCAAAAUAUUAAUAAAUGAUUAACAACGAAAAAGAGUAAAAUAAACCAAAUUCGAAUGCAAAUCAAAAUAUCGGAAUAAAUCCUGUUCCCCGAGGAUUCGUGCACUAUUUCUGGCCUUUUUAAUCGAAAUGGAUCUAUGAACAUAGCAUUAUUUUUCGUGGUUUUCAACGAUUAACGAAAAAAUAGACUGAAACAACAGAUCGAAGGUUCUGCUAGCUUUGUCUGGAAAGAUUCCGUUAGAAACAACGUUGAGUGAAAUUUCGUACUGGUCACGGUUGUUACUUUAUUUCUAGCCAAAAUUUUGACAAUCAUCUACCCGGUAAAAGUCCAGAGCAUCGAUGAGUUUUCAACGUAGAAUCCACUACAAGUGUUGAAUGUUCGAAGUCAUACUGGGGAGAGGAUAUCCCGCAUGAAAAAUAUUGUGGAAAAAUUGCAGUGUUUAAUGAUAAAAACCAACAAUACAUCGUAUUGCAUUUGAACCCAAUAGUUCUGACAGUUAAUCUAUUGUAUUGAGCUUCAAAAAUGUAUUACUGUGUAUAAAAUGUUUCUGCCUCAAAAAGAAUAAUUUAUAUUUCAUGUUUUGAUAACGAAAAAAAAAUAUUUUCGAAGCAUUUUAGCAAAAAGAAUUUAUGUAUUUGUGGUAAUUGAAAUUAUAUGUGAACUGCACACAUGGCUAUUUUCUAAACAAAAUGUAUUUUUAAGAGAAAUAGAUAUUUACAAUUCAUUGACCAUUUCAUAUUAAUGCAUUAAAUAUGUUUCUGUGUACACUGUGAAAUUUUGAAUGGUUUUACAAUUAAAAAAAAAGCGCGUGAAUGAUGUCACAGACAUAACUGGAUGACGUCAAUACGAUAAUCGUUCGUUCAGUUGAUUGUGCGAAUUUUGCAACUUUUACUUAUUUGCUUCCGGAAUUGUAACGGGGCAGUUACAAUUAAAGAUUAACUUAUUGGCGACAAAUAUUUUCUACCACACAGUUAAAUAACAUGGAACAAAUGAGAGCAAAAUAUAACAACAUACAGAAUUUGGAUGUCGAUUUUUUCAUUUCGGAUUUGCAUAUUUAAGUGAAAGAAAAUGCUGUAUGGGAUUUAUUUCUGGCAUUCAGAAGGACCAUAUGUUCGGAGCAUUUUUCUCGAACGCGAUGCAAACAAAUGCUGGCUUUAUUCGCACACGUUUGGUGUGAAUUUCGCACAGAGAAAAUUGUACAAAGGUAAAUAUAUUGUUCUAGAUUUGCAUUAAUCUGAUGGUUUUUACCUCCGAUUUGCAAAGAAGCAAUAUUUAUAGUUCUUUCAAUAACAUUUCGAACCAUUAGAAGAGCUGAUUUUGCAUAACGUUCCCCGUCGUUGUUCAGCUUUUUUUUAUUGUAUUUUGCUCCAAUGCAAAAUACCAGCAGCAGAAUGACGCAAUCGGUCUCCUUUGAAGGGAAACUGUCUCUGCGAACGUCCCGCAAUUGAUUCAAUAGGGAACUGAAUUCUUGAAACUGGAACGCAAGUUCUGGACCAGAAUCAACCGUUCAAAACAUAAACAGGCUCAAAAUUCAUUUGUAAUUUAGUUCUGGAACUGAACUCUCAACUGGAAUUCCGAAACUGAAUUUAGCUCCGAAUUCCAGUUCCAGAAUACUGGAACUAGCAUGCAUGUUCUGAAUUGUGGAACUAAAUUCUGUAGCAGAAUUUUGAAACUGAACUCUAAGUUUGAAAUUAAGUAUAGAAAAAAUUCAGGUGGACUAGAUUAGAUUCGGAAUUCAUUCAUAGAAAUCAAUUCAAAAUCUAGCUCCCAAAUCCAGGUCCAGUAUUCAGCAGCUGGGUGUUUGAGGUUUUGCACCACGCAUUGCAGGCAAGCGUGAUGAAUUUUCCUCAUCAUUUUUUUUCCAAAGUUUUUGAGUUAUUUAUAGUUAUCUCACGCUGUUGAAAAUUGAAUCACAAAUUCCUGAUCAUAUUUCCGAUAGCUUGUAGAAAAAAUUAUGUUGUUGGGUUAGGCACAACCAGUGUUGGUGAUUGCCGAAAAAUUGACAGAAGCUGCUAUAUUGCUACACCCAAACCUCCGUUUACGAACACUUUUUAUACGUAACCUCUUUUUACGUACCUCUUUUUACGAACCAAAUCCCAAAUAACGUAAACUUUUUUUACGAACCAAAUCCCAAAUAACGUAAACUUUUUUUACGAAAGUGAUUUCCGACUCCAUGGAAACUACUACAAUAUUGGUAUUUUUGGAACGGGUUUAAGGAGUAGAUUCCGGAAAAUGAUGUUUGACAUAUUUUGGAAAUCCAAGAUGGCGACUUCCGGUUGAUUGAUAUUCCUUGAAAACCCAUACAAUAUGGGUAUUUUCGGAACGGAAUUGAUGAGUAGAUGUCAGAAAACGAUGUUUGAGGUAGUUUUGAAAUUCAAGAUGGCGACUUCCGGUUUGUUAAUAUUCCUCGAAAACCCUUACGAUAUGGGUAUUUUCGGAACGGGGUUAAUGAGUAGAUGUCCGAAAAUGAUGUUUGAGGUGGUUCUGAAAUCCAAUAUGGCGACUUCCGGUUUGUUGAUAUUCCUUGAAAACCCAUACAAUAUAGGUAUUUUCGGAACGGAAUUGAUGAGUAGAUGUCAGAAAAUAAUGUUUGAGGUAGUUUUGAAAUUCAAGAUGGCGACUUCCGGUUUGUUAAUAUUCCUCGAAAACCCUUACGAUAUGGGUAUUUUCGGAACGGGGUUAAUGAGUAGAUGUCCGAAAAUGAUGUUUGAGGUGGUUCUGAAAUCCAAUAUGGCGACUUCCGUUUUUUUGAUAUUCCUUGAAAACCCAUACAAUAUGGGUAUUUUCGGAACGGUAUAGUGUUUUAAAGGAAUAAAGAGUUAAAGGAAAAUGGCAAAAACUUUCAAAAGAUAAUCAACCGGAAGUCACUGUUUUGUAUUUCAAGACCACCUCAUAUAUAAUUUUCCGACGUCUACUUUUAAAUCUCUUUCCGAAAGUACCCAUAUUGUAAGGGGUUUCAGGGAAUAUCAACAAAUCGGAAGUUACCAUCUUGGAUUCAAGAACCACCUCAAACAUCGUGUUCUGACAACUAAUCAUCAAUCCCGUUCCGAAAAUACCCAUAUUGUAUGGGUUUUCAAGGAAUAUCAAGAAACCGGAAGUUGCCAUCUUGGAACUAAGAACCACCUCAAACAUUGUUUUCUGACAUCUACUCAUCAAUCCCGUUCUGAAAAUACCCAUUAUGUAAGGGUUUUCAAGGAAUAUCAAGAAACCGGAUGACACCAUAUUGGAUGUCAGAACCACCUCAAACAUCGUUUUCUGAUAUCUACUCAUCAAUCCCGUUCCGAAAAUAUCCAUAUUGUAAGGGUUUUCAAGGAAUAUCAACAAACCGGAAGUAGCAAUCUUGGAUUUCAGAACCACUUCAAACAUCAUUUUCCGACAUCUACUCAUUAAACCCGUUUAAAAAAUACCCAUAUUGUAAGGGUUUUCAAGGAAUAUCAACAAACCGGAAGUAGCCAUCUUGAAUUUCAAAACUACUUCAAACAUCGUUUUCUGACAUCUACUCAUCAAUUCCGUUCCGAAAAUACCCAUAAUGCAAGGGUUUUCAAGGAAUAUCAACAAACCGUCGCCAUCUUGAAUUUCAAAACUACCUCAAAAAUUGUUUUCUGAUAUCUACUCAUUAACCCCGUUCCGAAAAUACCCAUAUUGCAAGUGUUUUGAAGGAAUAUCAACAAACCGGAAGUCGCCAUCUUGAAUUUCAAAACUACCUCAAAAAUCGUUUUCUGAUAUCUACUCAUUAACCCCGUUCCGAAAAUACCCAUAUUUCAAGGGUUUUCAAGGAAUAUCAAUAAACCGGAAGUCGCCAUCUUGAAUUUCAAAACCACCUCAAACAACGUUUUCUGACAUCUACUCAUCAAUUCCGUUCCGAAAAUACCCAUAUUGCAAGGGUUUUCAAGAAAUAUCAACAAACCGGAAGUCGCCAUCUUGAAUUUCAAAACUACCUCAAACAUCGUUUUCAGACAUCUACUCAUCAAUUCCGUUCCGAAAAUACCCAUAUUGCAAGGGUUUUCAAGGAAUAUCAACAAACCGGAAGUCGCCAUCUUGAAUUUCAAAACUACCUCAAACAUCGUUUUCUGAUACAUACUCAUUAACCCCGUUCCGAAAAUACCCAUAUUGCAAGGGUUUUCAAGGAAUAUCAAUAAACCGGAAGUCGCCAUCUUGAAUUUCAAAACCACCUCAAACAACGUUUUCUGACAUCUACUCAUCAAUUCCGUUCCGAAAAUACCCAUAUUGCAAGGGUUUUCAAGAAAUAUCAACAAACCGGAAGUCGCCAUCUUGAAUUUCAAAACUACCUCAAACAUCGUUUUCUGACAUCUACUCAUCAAUUCCGUUCCGAAGAUACCCAUAUUGUUAGGGGUUUUAGGCAAUCUCAAUAAACCGGAAGCCGCCAUCUUGGAUUUUGAAACGAACCCAAACAUCAUUUUCUUGCACUUACUCUUCACAUCCGUUCCGAAAAUAAACAUAUGAUGCGCGGUUUCCACAAUAAUCACACAAAACUUUUUUUACGAACCAAAUCCCAAAUAAAGUAAACUUUUUGUACGAACCAAAUCCCAAAUAACGUAAACUUUUUUUACGAACCAAAUCCCAAAUAACGUAAACUUUUUUUACGAACCAAAUCCCAAAUAACGUAAACUUUUUUUACGAACUACCUCUUUUUACGAACCCCCGUUUAGUUCGUAAAUGGAGGUUUCGGUGUAUCUAUAUUGUAUACAACAUUUUCAAUCCGGUAGAAGAUGCUACAAGAACUCGAGUCUCUUAAUGCAUUAAACGGUGAGAGAAUUUUGUUACAUUUCUUCGCUCCACUUUAUACUCUGAGUAUUCCACGCCCUUAAAAGAAAUUUGCAGUCUGAUAAUGAUCGUUGCUGUGUGGAAUUUCCCAAGAGAGUUGACAAUUAUCGCAGAAAAUCGAAUCGAUAAUUCAACUUGAUGAUUCUCAUACUAGGUUGCAAUAUUUCAAAACCCUUGUGUGGAGCAUUCACAGACAUUUUCAUAGACACAACUUAUACAAAGGUUAUAUGCACACAGUUAGAAUAAGCGGCAAUAGUAAAAUGAUUCUAUCGCAAUUAUCAACUGCCUAUAUAGAAUCAGAUCGCGAAACGAGAAUAAGCGACCGUUUGUUGCUUCAGAGAGGAUCCCCACAGCAGCGUGCUAACCUUCGAUUCUCAGCCAUGCCGGGUAUCCGUCUCUCUUUGAUGGCACUGAUUCAAUCAUGUGAAGAGUUGCCAGUGAGCGCUCUUUGAUACGACAAAAGCCAUUCUUGGGCACAACGAAAGAUUUUCACGUUUGAUUUCUACCCAUUCCCAUUGUACAGAGUAAAUUUUGGAAAGGCGCCUCAUAGUAAAGUAAGUCGUAUUCACGACAAAACAUAUUGUUUUUACAUCAUUUCAUUGCUCGGGAUGUCAGAUACACUGUCUACUUGGAUUCAAUUUUUAAGCUCCGCUCGUAGGGUCAGGGAAGACAAAAAUUUUAAUUUUGAAUUAUUUGUGAUUAUGUCAUACAACUGAAAAUGUUCCAGAUCGGGGUUCGAAAAAACGACAAUUAGCUUGUUAGACCAACUCUCAGAAAUGAUACCCAAAUAAUUAAUAAUCAUCACACCAAUGUCAUAUAUUUUAUUUAUAUGCAGAUAGAGAGUUGUAGCUGAAGACCCAUUAGUCAUACGUGCUACUAUGAAGCUGCAAAUUCAGCAGUAAUAAUGCAGAGACCAAUCACUUGACUUCUACAUUGAUAAUGUUAAAGUUUUCUUUCAUUGCUUACAACAAAUUUGGCUCAAAUUCAUCUUUUCUCAUUUCUCAUAACGGAACUGAUAUGGAAAUAAAGGAAAAUUAAAACAAUUACUGUUCAGAACUGUUAUUGUUUAUCUGUAAUGAGAUGAUGAUUACCAUUUGAAGGUAUUUAUUGCUGAUUGUUGUUUUACCCGCGUUUUUUUUUUACGGGGGUAAUGUACCUUAUUAUUUUUGUUGAAAUGCUGCUUCUUCCAUUUGAACCAUACCAUACAUACCCAAGUGCCGUGAAACUUGUCCAAUUUAAAUCUCAUGCACAUUUUGUUCAGGGGCUGUCCAUAAAAGACGUCACGUCGCAAGGGGGAGGGGGGUGUUUCAUAAAACGUGACCUUUUGUGACAGGGGGGAGGGGGGGAGGUUUUUGGAAUGUGACGUCCAAUAUUUUCAAUGAGCGCAUUUUUGAAAUACCUGAUUAUAUUACUACUUUGCCCUAUUCCCUGAAAAAAUCUCGACAAUAAACGUUUACAUUCUAUAGGAAAACGUGUAUUUGUUGAUGUAAAAGCUUCUUCUUGUAAAUUCGGAAAUGAGUGAUGCAGGAAAUCAUUUCUGUUGUGAUCAGCAAAAGUGCACGGAGGAGCGAGUAAAUUAGCGAAAUUAAUAAAUUUUGCCAAAUAUGAGUAAAAAAGAAAAAGAUGCCUUCAAACGGUUUAACUUAAGUUAGGCACGGACAAUUUUUUCAGUAAUUUGAUUUUCUAGCAUUGAUAAUAGUAUAUCAUAAGAAUUUCUCUUAUCUGAUUCUGAUGCAGUUUAUUCAAUUGUACUCCAUUUGAAAAAGGGCGGAAGAUCAACGAUUUCAGAUGUAGAUCAUGUCAUGUCUUAUCUUGAUCAUAUGUGAUUUUCCUCCACCAACAUCAAAGCUUAUCGAAUCAUCCAAUGAUUGAACUUACAUAAAUCAAGAAUCAUUUUAGCUCAAAAUCACUACCCAUUGUGUGACGGAAGUAGUACCGAUAUUGAUCGAUGUGAUUUAAAUUUCACUGAUCAACUGAUAAUGAAAAGAUUCUCUGGCAGUGAUCUCGUUUUGAUGAGGUUUUGGUCUUUAUUUUCUCAGCCCUGUAUGCUACACUAAGGAAAUAUUAUUCUUUACCUAAAACAAUAAUAUAUCUAUAUCGAUUUUUCCCUCAUAUUUAUAUGGUUUGUCAUACAUAUUGAAUGUAUUGAGAUGAAUUUUAUUUAUUUUGAAUUCGUGACAUGUGACAUAGGGGGAGUGGGGGGUCUUGCAGCGCUGUAUGUAUCAUAUAAAGCUAAACUAUAAUGUUACGUAACGGCUGUGCUUUUUAUGUACUCAAAUAUACGGCUUAAACUCAGCUAAUAAUCGCCAGCUGGCAUUUCAAUAGCUUUUGAGGCUGUUAUUGAGACGAUUUUUGAAAAAUAUACAGCUGUUAAUAGAUAAUACUUAUAUAUGGCUAAUGAAAGCCGAAUUCUGAUUGAUUUAUUACAGAUGAGUAUUCAGAUUGUAGAUAUAAGAAUUUUCGGUGCUAAUAAAAGACUAUUUUACAGACAUUAUUAGUGCUUGCUGGUUGCCUGGGUAUGAUUAAAUUACAGCGUUGAAAAUAGUUUGAACAAUUAAAUUAACACAACCCUUUGAUAACUCCAAUCGCAUAACCUUCAAACCACUCACUCGUCGGUUUUAUUUCUUUGAUGGUUCGUUUAUUUUUUUUCAAUUAGAUUUGUGCUACUGGUAACCUGUUGCUGGUACUGCGAGAACUUUGUGCUCGAUUUAUUGUGACCAUAUGACCCCACCUGAAAUUGCGUGAUUCAAAAUAAAUGCGUGACUAACCACAUAAAUGAGUUUGGUUUUUGAAUAAUCGUUGCGGUUGAAGUAAAAGCAAAACCGUGGAUAAUGGACUAUUCAGAAUUGACGUGAUAGGGUAACCCGAAUCCCUAGGGUUUAGAAUGAAAUGUAAAUCAGGAAUAGUAAAUAGUAUAAUUGGGUUUUGCUUGGAUCAAUAUUUUCAAAAGUGGGUUUAUUAAAAUUCGUUUAGAAGUUCAGUUCGUUGUCAUUUGCUUCGUCGACGCUGAAAUGCAUUUUCUAAUUGUUCAUGACUAAUUAAUGAGUAGUUUAGUUUGGAUUCAAACAUCUACGCUGUAUGUGUUUUUUGUUUAUUUAAGGCAUGGAUGUGUGGUAAUAUCAUAUAACCUGUUGCCAGCAAAUGCGGCUGCUGGCUGGUUCGAAACUCAACCAAACCUAAACAACGACCUCAUCAUUUUGGUUAACCGGAGUGGUGACCGGCACCGGCCCAAAAAAAAAAGAGACCACCAAACCGGACGGACGGUGUUCUGUCAGCAUCCCAAACCAGUUUGAAUAUUUUCGUUCCGCCGAUCAUUACAUCGGUCACAACUAGUAAUCAUCUUCCAGCUUUCCCCAGUCGUGCAUCAAAAUGGGUCGAAAGUCGCAGCGUCGGGCGGUGGUCGGUGAUCUUCUGUAUCGUCACGGCACCGACAGCCGCAGAGAGAUAUCAAGAUCGGUAUUCUCUAGGCACCGAGCGACUGGUAUCUUGCCAAGCCGCCAUUCGACCCAGCUCACCAGAGUCUCGUACCCGCACACUGUGGAACGAGUUGGUUUAGGUACAAUGCGACCGGCGAACGACGGGGAGAAGAACAAUUAUUGUUACUGCGAUUAAGUAGAAAUUGAGUGUGCUGUGACUGGGCCUCCGUGGAGAUGCUCGGCUGUUUGGGCUUGAUUUCCCGCUUUGUACGAUACACGCUCUGUCACACCCCUUCAAAGCGAGAAGUAAGUCUUUUGUUGUGGCUGAACGGUUCUAAUGGUUGCUUCAUUUAUUAAAACCGUUUAGGAUUUAUUUAUUUUUCAAUUAACCAUUGAUUAUUUUGAACACGAUGGGUGUAAAUUAAGAGGUGGGGAAUGAAGUUUUUUGGCUUUGUUCUAGAAGAAUACUGUUAUAUUGCCAUGUGGCUGUUCGUGGCGAGAAGUUAUAAGGGGACUAAAAUUUUGCAGUCUUUUUGCUACACUUACGUGACCUAUGCUUAUUUUCAAAACAAUCUGGGAAGUAAUUAUAAUGAUAGCAUACAAUGUGUUUAAUACUGACAGUGGAUUGAGAUGCCUUUAUGUUAAAAGUAAUACAGCUCACUUGGUUUUGUUUUACUUUUCAAAACUAACUCUGCUGGAUUUAGUUCAAACUAUCUGUCGUAUUCUGUCAAUUAAAAGUGAAAGAUUAUGAAACAUUUUGAAUUAUGAACAGUUCAAAAAUGCAAGCGAGAAUUUUAAAGUUUAUAUUGAUGUUGUGUAAAAAAAUUUAUAUAUCGAGUCGGUAAUGACACUUUUAUGAAGUGAAAUGAUGUUGCACAUAUACAUAGUCGUUGUAAAAUCAAAGCAUUAUAGCACUAUUCAUCUGUGACAAAAAAUAUCAAUUCGAUGAAGUCGAGUGACGAAUGCUUGAGAUUCAACCAGUUUGACGUGAAUAUGAAUCAAAUGUGCAUGACUGAGAUUAGAUGAUUAGCUAUGUAAAUUUCCUAAUAGUUUAUCUCUAAGCUUGCCAAAUUUCGAACGAUGUUCCUAAGCUAAAGUAUGAAUUAAUGACGUCAAUAUUGAUGCUGGUUGCAAAAAAUACUCCUUUUAAAUCUCAUCAUCAUUACAUAUUUUCAUCCAAAAGGCAGAACUAAUACAAGCAAAAAUCCAAAAUUUCUUGAUUGAUUAUUUUACUAGAGAACUGUUCAUUCCCACUUUUCAACUAAACUGCUAUUCAGAAUCAAUAUAUUGAUCCUGAUAAAAGACGAAUAAUUGAACUACUUUUAUGCAAAAAAAUCAAUGAUAAAUAACGACGAAAAUUGCAUGCAGAGGUGCUAAAAAUGCUCCAUACUUUCAUGCGAUUUCUUUCUGUUUGAAACUACCCGAAAACAAAAGCAAUGGAUAUGCAUAUACACCCAAACCUCCAUUUACGAACACUUUUUUUACGUUACCUCUUUUUACGAACCAAAUCCCAAAUAACGUAAUCUUUUUUUACGAACCAAAUCCCAAAUAACGUAAACUUUUUUUACGAACCAACUUCGCAAAAAAAGAGGUUUUUGCAUCCAAUGAAAACAAUUUCCGGCUCCAUGGAAAUUACUACAGUAUGGGUAUUUUCGGAACGGGAUUGAUGAGUAGAUGACGGAAAACGAUGUUUGAAGUGAUUCGGAAAUCCAAGAUGGCGACUUCCGGUUUAUCGAUAUUCAUUAAAAACACUUGCAAUGUGGGUAUUUUCAGAACGAAAUUGACGUGUAGAUGACGGAAAACGAUGUUUGAAGUGGUUUGGAAAUCCAAGAUGGCGACUUCCGGUUUAUCGAUACUCAUUAAAAACACUUGCAAUGUGGGUAUUUUCAGAACGAAAUUGACGUGUAGAUGACGGAAAACGAUGUUUGAAGUGGUUUGGAAACCCAAGAUGGCGACUUCCGGUUUAUCGAUACUCAUUAAAAACACUUGCAAUGUGGGUAUUUUCAGAACGGGAUUGAUGAGUAGAUGACGGAAAACGAUGUUUAAAGUGGUUUGGAAAUCCAAGAUGGCGACUUCCGGCUUAUCGAUAUUCCUUAAAAACCCUUACAAUAUUGGAUUGGAUGAGUAUAUAUUGGGAAAUUUUUUUUUUAUUUAUUUAUUUAUUUAUUAUCAUCGGACAUUUCAGUCUAAAUGAUAAAGCGCUUCAAAACCCAAAAUGGUGAGUUCAGUUGCAUCGGUAGUUUUGACGAUCAUUACUCUAUGAUUAUAUAUCGUUUAAAAAGAUGUUAUGCUUCUGACAACGGUGUUUCCUGCUAAUCAUUGUUGUUUGAAUAUCAAUAGUUAAUUUUGUCACUGCUUUAUUUUAGUUGCAUUACAUUUAUAAAAGUCAAUGUAAAAUAGAAAAUUUCUAAUGGGAUCCAAUUGUAAAAUCAUAGGCGGAGCUACAUAAAAGAAGUACCAUUAUAUUGUUAUUAUGAAUUUUUUUUUAACUAUGACUUGAACGAAUCAAUUUGAAGCGUAUUUUGCACCAAAUCGUUAAAUUCCAUUUUGAUCUGCGAGAGGCAUUCCUUGCUUCAUUUGAAUUUACGCGUAAAAAUGUACCCGGAUGAACUCACGAAUACCAAAUCGAAACGCACCACUUACGAAUAUCACAUCGAAGGAAUUUUUCAUCUUUUUAAGCAAUCCAGUCGAGAAGUCAUUUUUUACAUCUUCAUAGCUACUCAACAAGUGCGUGGAAUAUUGACGACAACGAAUGAUAGCCAGAAGGGGUCAAGUCCGGGGAUUAUUGCCGGUGGAACAAAAGUUUCUGAAAUUCUGUUUUUGAUAGCUUUGCUAUGGGUGUUUGGACGUUGUCUUGCUGCAAAUGAUUUUCUCAAGUCUUGUGGAGCAUUCUGAUAGUUUUUCGAGCAAUUCUGGAUUCAACUUCAUUGUUUACCUUCGAUAGCGAAUCAUAUUUACAGUUUAGCCUAGUUUGAGAAGAUUGUAGUUCUAGAUACCUGCUCAAUUGCAACAAAUACACAGCAUCGCCUUCUUCCAAACGCGAUUAGGUUUUGCAGUUAAUGUCGAUGGUUGGCCAGCAUUAAUCCAUUAUUUUCUGCGCAUGGAAUUUUCAAAAUAAAUCCAACCCAGACAGACUUCAUACAGUUUCAUAAAUAGAAAGUUAAACCAUUUUUCACUUUUCCUGCUCUCUAUCAUUCAGCUCAUGGGGAACCUAUUUUCCUAUCUUCCGAAUCUUUAUUAUGCCGCGCAGACGAUUAGAAAUGGUUUAAAAGUUUACCAGUUUUGUUCGUUUAAUGUUAGCAACUGUACUAUUUAUAGCAAUGGAUAGUUAGAUCACGUCAUAGUUAUUCCUGUUUUAUUGCAUAAUGUUUUGAAAUUCCAACAGCGAACACAAUUGACGCAUCAGAUCCAAUCGUGCCAACAAACUAAACUAAAGUAAUGCCGACAAUAAGAUCAAGGUUUUCGUUUUGCGCUUGUGGGUUGUGUAUUUUUGGGGUUUUGGAAUAAAAUUGCUCCAGUCGCUCAGUACAAUAUUAUAUAACCACGUCGACAGCGAAAACGCUAUAAGAUAACUCGAAAUUCCUUACUUCUAGUGCUGACCUGUUUCAAACUGAAGGGUGUCCUUUUAUUUACUAGCCACCCAUCUGUCCCCUCUUCGCACGCGAUGGUAUUCGCUAGAUUAGGUGGUCAAAAAGCAACUAAAUUAACCUCACCAGAAUACCCAAUAAACAAUUUUCAGCCCAUUAAAUUUGCUUGUCCGGUUCUUUGCACAUUUGCGGGAACAGGCAGAGCUCGGUUCCGUCACUAUCGUAACGUGUAACAAAAGUACCCAUUUUUAUGGUUUUACGUGACAACGACACACGAAAACUUUGUUGAAGGAACGGGCGACUCGGUUUGCACGUCACGUCACCUAGAUGGCACUUCCAGUUGCUAAGUUGCAGCACACCAAACGGAUGCUUGUUUCGAAACGAAGCGGUUUUAUUUCCCGAAAUAAAACGCAAUUUGCGCCCAACACGGGUUGUAGGUGUGAGCGAUCCUUGGACGGAGGGAAGAUUAAUGGCUCGAUUUUUUUUAUCGCUAAAUGCCAAUGAUUCCUUCUCCUGGCACGUGAAAUUCUGACCAAAUACUCGAACUUGAUGGUGAUGUGAAAUAACGAGUUUGUUUUAGUUUUGUGUCGACCAGUCGCAUACCGUAAUUAGUCGAUCAACACCCUUGCGGGUCAAAUAUGACUUCCGUGGAACGUCGAGGUAGCCAACGCACUGCAGAUUAAUGCAUUUGCUUUGCAAACCAUAUCACCUUGAGUGUUGAUUUGAAUUAUUAGCUGCCAUUAUUCAGCACACAAACCUGUCAGUGAAACAGAACUGACCGUACAAGUGCAGCAACAGUCCAGUUUGGUUCACACUGUCUGCGUUGGAAAUUGACGCCCGUGGGUUUGUCCUUCUAGGUGUGACCUCGAAUAUCGAGAACCUGAUUGAUGGCUUUCCGUUUAUUUUAUUAAUUACCAUUGUGUGGCCCGUGAGGGGCUGUAGUGGUUUGAGGGAAUGCUUUGCUUUCGCAAGUGGCUAACAGCUCACAGAGAAAUCAUACAAGUCGCCCGGACUAAGCUCCUUCUAGCGUGAAGGUCCCUGUCUAAGACCACACUCUAAGAAAAAAAUCAAAUUUACGCUUGAAUUAUAUUGAAGUAUGCCGUAAUGUCUUCGGUGAUGACAAAAUAUUACAUCUAUUGACAAAAAAAAAUGUAUCUGUAUCGAAGUAACUUCAGCUAAAUUAACUGUGAAGUUAAAGAUAUGACUAAUCUUUACAUGCUUUGAAUUGUAAAGUUAAGUGAAUUAUAACGCUCCGCUUUAUGUGCAUCUAUGACGACGUAAAUUUACAUGAUUAAUUGCCUUUUGGUUGAUUGGUUGUUUCGCAUUGGUUGUUCCUCUACUUUCGAGAUUGAAUUUCCGAAAUUCAGGAAGAAGCUUGUCCUACACUCUUAGUAAAAAUUAAAAUUAUACAAGGCAUAAUUCCAAACAUGCACUCUCCGAAAAAAUGAAAUUUACGAUUGACGUAAAUUUCCGUAAUUUCUUCGGUGAUGCCAUAAUAGUAUAUCUACUAACAUGUAAAAAUAAAUGUUGCGUCUGUAUCGAUAUAAACUUCAGCUAAAUGAACUGUGAAGUUAAUUUUAUGACUUAUAUUUACAUGCUUUGAAUUGUGAAUGUAAGUGAACCGCGAUGCUCCGUUUAUGUGCAUCUAUUAAGAUGUAAAUUUUUCUAAGCGUGUGCCGUAUUUUAGGAACUGAAGUCUUGACAUCACAUCAAUUAGCAUUUCAAUUUGAAUUUUCUGUCUUCGUCGACGUUCCAAUUCAAGUCAAUUAGGUGUGAAAUUGUGACGCUCCUUUUGUGUGCAUCGAUCGGAACGUAAAUUUACAUGAUUUUUUCGUGCUUUAUACCUACAUUAAAUGAGUGAAAACCUGUAUUAUUUCUAAUAAUACGUACUAAUAAUAUCUAAACUAGUGCGUUUUAUGUAACAUUUACCAACAUCUCAAAUUCCAAACACUAGUGCUAGCAUACUUCGAGGGGUGUACCAAUUUACUUUUUCUUUGGUAUGUUGGUUGAAAUCAUGUCCUUGGGUUCAUCUGGGCGUUGUUAGCGGUUCACCUCUACAUAGCUUUUGUUCCGUAAAAAGCAAGAUGCCAAAUCCUACAAAAAAACGGAACGUAACAAUUCCAUUGGUUGAGGAAAGGCAGCAGUGGUUUUUCUCGGCACUCCUUAACAUAUUUUUUUUUGGUUGAUGGUCCCGGUUGUAAUGUAAAGUAGAAUAAGCUGAGAUUCGGGUAUUUAUAGCCAAAACCCGACCCGAACCCGACGAGUACGACCCGUUUGGGUUUGGGUUCGAAAGAACGGGCACUGGUGACGAUUUGUUAAUUUUUUUUCUCGGAUACACUCGGAUACUCGGAUUUUCUCUUCAAGCUACAGAAACAAAUGUUAUGAACUUAGACCGCCUAAUGAGUUUUACCUUUCCUUUCCUCAAUCUCUUUCACCGUUUCUCUUCCAGUUGCCGUAAACUUCGUCUUUGACAGUACGGCUCAUUUCUAUUCUCCGUGCAUCGGUUGUAUACAACACGUUUCGGACGGAGAGGUUUGGGCUCCACUUGAAACAGUUGGCCAUAUGGUGGCUUACGGCUCUCCCUGUUGCCCAGAUUCAGUGCACUUGGCCUUCGAGAAACGUUUUCCGAAUACGUUUAUUACGUAGGUGACAGUUGAUUUGGCCUCAUUAAUCUAUUCCAUUGCCAACUUAUUGUACGAGUAGCUCGGAUAUUCGCAAUGUGCGAGCAAAAAUUUGGCUUGAUGCUUUUUUUGCUUCAAUGCCGCUUUCACAACUGAAAAAAAUGUCAAAAUUGAAAACCAAAUGUGAAAUCAUAGAUGUAGAAAUUUUUCUUAGGAACGAUGAAUAAUAUUCUUUAAGUUGAAGUUUGGUUUCUGGACGCAACAUGUUGUGGGUAUUUCCGAUGAAUAUUGUCCACUGUCGUCAUUGCAGUACUUUUCGUACCCUUUUGAGUAAUUUUUGAAACACUAACAUUUAUCUAUAUCAGUCACCAUUAUCUGUCUCACCGAUCUGAUGAUGGUGAACAUUCUAGUUUACUGUCAAAACGAAGAGUUGUACCAUCAGCUUUAGAAGUUAUUAAGGAAUAUACUCUCAAAACUUUAUUUGCGCAGCUAUAAUCGGAGUUAGAAGCUUUGCGACGUAAGUAUUUAAAGCAUUUAACGGUUCAGAGUCAUAUUGUAUCAAUAAAUUUGUUGAAUUGCAAUUGAUUACUUUCAUUUGAAUAAGUCUACCAUAUCAAAGAACUAAACCGAUAUUAUGAUUGUGUAACCUCAUUUUGCACCAAAUGUUGCCCCGAUCGUAAACCUGAUUCGUCAAGGUAAAUCAUCUGGGCCGCGAUUCCAUUCAUUGGUGAGAAUCAAAGCUAGAAAUCUUAAAUUGAGCAUGGCGGAUUCAAUAUGCAAGCUUCGCUCUCCCUAUCGUUUAGGUUCAAUUAAAGCCUCGAGCACUCGAGUCAAUUUACGGAAUUAUUCGCUUCAUAAAAAUCUCAAGAAGUCAACCUCAAGAAUGACUUACAGUUAUUAACCGCCGGUCGGAAGGCCGGUCAGUCAGCGCUCAAUUUCAAUUGCGGGUGUGUUCACCAUCGGCUCCAUAGCCAUCGUCAACGCGCUAUAAAAUUCAAUUAAAAUCAAUCAACACAUUCUAGCUCGUUGAGCAGUACGUCUAUUUUCCGAAUGAGUGUAAAUACAAAAUCGGUCCGAACUUGGCAUCGGCUGAGAAAGGGACACACCGUUCAACCUAUCAACCUAAAUGAAUUAGAUAAUGAGCCGCUCCAAUCAAGUGGAAGCACAAAAACUGGUCAUUAAAAUCACUAAAUAUAAUAAAUUACUACUUAGUCACACCCAUACUCGAACAAAAAGCCGACACCGUAGACAAUAGUGAAAUUUGAUAAGACUUUAGACGUGAUCGCUAGCUCUUUAAAAUAAAUCUAGAAAACGGCUGUCUGUCAUUAAGUAUCAUCUGCCCUAGUAAUGUCAGCCGUCAAUACGGAAAUGUAGUAGUGGCUCAGCCAUAGGAAUAUAGACAUCUUUACCUUUUCAUUUAGUUCAAACAGCGUCCGAAAAUCGAACCGUACAAAAAUUACACCUAGCCCCCAUCCCCCUCAGAACAUUCAGUACAUGAAAGUCGAAUGAAAGAGAGAGCAUAAGGCAGAGAAUUACACGCAUAAAAAAUAACUGUGAGUAAUAAUUUCUCGGUUUCAAUGAAACAAAUAUAAUGCAAAUUUAGUUUAUUAGAGUUAUUAAUCGUUUGACGUUUUUUAAAUAAAUGUGUAAGUUGAACAGAACAAACUACAACCGCACACAAAACAAAAACAUACGAAAUAGAAAAAAAAAUUAAAAGUCUACAGAAUAAACCCAAAUUGAAAUCAAAGAAAAUUCGCAUGUCUAUUUCACGUACAAUGUCAACAUGGUUAGUCACCGAAAGCUGUUUUAAUUGGUAAAGAUUAGAAACUUUCGUCACCAUUUUGACUGCAUUGAAAUUCAAAACAUGAUUCGCAGAUUUGUGUAGAAACAUAAGCACCGCCAUCUAUGGCGCAGCAUUUUAAACCUAUAAAUAUUUGUAAAUGUGAAUAUAUUGUAUAUUGUACAAAGACAAGUGAACAAAUUAUGUAUAACUAUAGGCAUUUGAAAUAUUCUUUAUUUUAUGAAUGAUGAAAAAUAAUAAUUUUUCGAAAAUUUAAA